Monosiga brevicollis MX1 is the source of this 3838-nucleotide messenger RNA. RefSeq lists its product as uncharacterized. The transcript is spliced from 15 exons. Lineage: Eukaryota; Choanoflagellata; Craspedida; Salpingoecidae. Gene Ontology annotation, biological process: monoatomic anion transport; transmembrane transport. Bases 1 to 3417 code for a protein of 1138 amino acids. The record is from RefSeq and is a predicted model, not a curated record. Gene Ontology annotation, molecular function: mechanosensitive monoatomic ion channel activity. Gene Ontology annotation, cellular component: plasma membrane.
AUGGGUACCCGUUUGCUCCUCCUCAUGAGGUUCAGGCCAACGGCGCAGCUUCUCACGGGACUCACGUUUGUCUCCCAGCCCUGGCAGAAGAGGACAACAUCUGUGGAUGCCUGCCUGCACAUUGUGUGCAGUAAUAAUAGCAUAAUAAUAAUAUUCCGCCAAUUCCCCGUUUGGGCCACCGGACGCGGUCCGGCCCCGCGCCUGAUCUAUCGAGGCCACCAGCUCGAGGCUGCCAAUUUAGCCGGCAACGUCGAGGGCCUCUCCGGGACAAGCCACAUAUCGGCCUCCAAGGACCAUCUCCGGGAUACUCUCCCCAAAUCAAGCAGCGUUAAUGCCAAGUCAGCUGGUUCUCCCGGCACCGUGGAGCACAACGGUACCAACGGCGACCAGCCGACAUCUGAUCUCAUUGAGAGUCGGGGCAGCGCCGCCAGCAGCGAGGGGGGCCUUGAACUGACACGUGACGGCAUCGGCCUCGAGCAUCACGGCCAGGAGGAAAGACCCCAGCUUGCUCACCCUCCAUCGCUUCCCCACGUGCAGCGCCAUCCUUUACUGCAGCGCCAAGCCACGGAAAACACCUCCCCGCCCACCGAUUUGCCCAACGAGCUACACAUUUCGACUGAAACCUGCAACACGCCGCUCUCGGGUCCACCCUCCGCCACCAUUAUCAAUCUGGAUGCUCCCGACGCGCCUAUUCCUCCCACAUCCAGCCUCGCUGCGGAUGAUGCCGCCUUGUUUGAUCACCUCACCCGGAGUGCUGGUGCUGAUAAUCAUGAGGCCGGGGACGACGCAGCACCAGUGAAGAAAACACACCCAACCAACUCUGGGGAUGUUGACAGCGUGUUUGUCACAUCAACUGCCACCGCCGCUGCCGCUGCAGGCUCACCGCUUCGUCGUUCUGGCAGCGCCGAACCUCAAAGUGUGGCCAGUCCUGCUGCCUUGUUGCCUCGCGCCCGGUCAGUGGGAGACAUGCCUCCGGAAAUGGUGCACGUCGAGGACCCCCGCGAGUCUGAGCAGGACCAGCCUGUUGUGCAACAAGCCUUUCAUCACUAUCGUUCCAUCUCUAUGGUGGAAGAACGGGGUGCUCAACCAGUGCCCUGGUCAGUGCCGCGAGAUGCUAGUGGAGCCAAACGCUCUGUAGAGUUUGAGCACCGUCGCCAACGCUCCGCUCAUUAUCGGGGCAGCGACACUUUUGACGAUUCACGCCCGCCUUCGGAGCGCGACGCGGAGAUCCAAAACACAAGGGGUGCCACAGAGAUGUCCGAGAAGACUCCCCAAGAAUCGGAUGCCCCCAAGGACGCUGUUGUCGGCAAGGGUGGCUAUUUCGAGGAGGAGGAGGAGGAGGACGCAGCCCACUUUUGGGCCGUUGUUGGCCGCUUCAAAUGGUUCAUCCUCACCUUUCUUCUUUGCAUCGUCUUGCCGGGUCUUUUGUGUGGCUUCUUGGCCCCGGAUGCACACGUUGGGCAAACGAGCUUCACCGCAUGGGCCUUCAUCUUGGGAAUCAUUAUCCUGGCCUGGCCUGUGGUCUAUCUUAUUGUCCAUGUAGCCGGCUGGACCAUGGUUUAUCUGGCCAUGUAUCGGAAAAAGGGCCCGGCCAUGAUGCGCUACUACGUCGAGGGUCUUCGCGUGCCCGUCACGACCUUUGCUUGGGCAAUUGCUGCGACCGUCCUCUUUCAUGUUCUCAUUGUUUCGGACCCCUUCCCCCCGGCCCGCCCCCCGGGCUACCGACGCAAUGUCAUGGAUCAGGUUUGGUGGAUUGAGCGCUUUUUUAUCUGCGGCAUCAUUGUCUCCAUCUUGCCCAUGGGUCGUGCGUACAUGAUUCGGCGGGUGGCCCUUCAACGUCGCGCCGAGGGCUAUCAUGAACGUGUUCGUGAGGCCAUCAUGUCCUCAAUGAUCAUGUCCCACCUGACCAAGAACGUUUCACCCAAAAUGAUUGCUCCACGCGUUAAGGCGCAAGUCAAGCGGCGCAAGCGUGCCGUUGAGUUCGCUUUGGCCAGCAAGUCGGCGCCCAGCACACCGCCCGAUCCUGAGAAGGGCCGCAAACAAUUUCGCAUGUGGAAGUCGAAAGCUACCAGUAGCGCCGGGCCCGGCAAAUCUACCAAGGCCAUCUUGAAGCAGGCGGCUUCGGCACUUUCCGUUAGUCAGAAUCGACAAGAGACGGAAUCAACGGCCUCUCAACGUGUAGAUCACGUUGAAGACCACGUCAACAUUUUCGGCAACCCCAAUGCCCUCAACUCGCGGAAGUUCCCUCGCAGCACGAACAGCGAGAUUGAUAUGGAUAAACUGCUUGCUGACGCAGAUACCGUGCAGCGCAUGCCCAUGAUGGUGUGCCGUCGCACGAAACAAAUCCGCUCCAUCAAGGAUGCCCGAUAUUUGGGUUCGGCUCUCUUUGACUGGUACUCUGGGGUUCGCGAUCUGCGUACCGAGAUCAUCAAUCUUCCUGAUGCCACAAUUCGUGUUUCAACACUUUUGGACCAGUUUCCCCCAGAGUCCAAGCUGCGCAGCCACGCUGAGCGCAUUUUGGAUCCGAGCAAAACCGGCAAGCUGACUCGAGAACAGCUGAUGACCUGUGUCGUGGAGGUGUUUUUGGGCCGCAAGAACCUGGCCCACUCGCUGGGCGACCUCGACUCGAUCAUCCAUGCCAUCAACGCCUUUCUGAUCAACGUUCAGGCUGUCCUGACCUUUUUGGUCGUGCUCGUGGGCUUUUCCACCGGAGAACUCGCCGACAUCGCCCUGACCGCAGGAACAACCAUCUUGGGCCUCUCCUUCAUCUUCUCUGACACCUGCAAGCAUGUUUUUCAGUCCUUCGUGCUGCUUUUUGUGCGUGCACCUUUUGAUGCCGGGGAUCGCGUCGAGAUUCAAGGGUACAGCGAACCCUUAUAUGUCCAGAAAAUGGAGCUUCACUAUACGGUUUUCACAGUUUGGAACGGCUUGGUGGUCACUAUACCUAAUCACGACCUCUAUAACAAGACGAUCUUUAACGUUCACCGGAGUGGCAUGAUGUGGGAACAAACCAAGUUUUCUGUUUCAGUGCGCACAUCAUCUGAGAAACUGCGUCUCCUCGAAGAACGCUGGCGAGAGACCUUGCGGGCGCAUCCCUUUGAUUUCCAUGAUGCGCGGUCCUUUUUCCUUCUGGAUCGCAUCGAGGAUGCCAACAAACUCGUGAUUCACAUGAUUUCUGCCCAACGGACUAACUGGCAAAAUGGCGAGCAUGUCAUUCGGCGAAACAUUAUCACCGCUGCAAUGCGCAAAGCCUGUGAAGACUUGGGCAUCGAGUACGGCCCUCCCAUUCAGCGGGUCAACCUGGUUGGCAAUGGUGUGCCACCGCCCUCGUCAACUUUCGAAAGCGGUUCUUCAAACUUUGCCACUCGUGCCGCCUCUUAUGAUGGUGGCCUGAGCGAGCAAAUGCACCAGUCAUAGCUAUAGAUGGUCGGUUAUGUUGGUGUUUAAGCUAAUGUUGACAUUCGCGCCGGCCGCUAAUACAGCCGGAACAGUGAGACCGUACAUAGGGGUCUCUUACCCAUUGUUCUCGGCAAAGUUCCUAUCAACAUCGCUUUGUUGUUUUCGUGUUUCUGUGUUCGUGUUUUUCGUUUUUCGUUUUUCGUUUUUUUUUUUGCUUUGUUCCGCGGUGGGUGUUGCCGCGGCAGCACACUUAGUUAGUAGGAAGGCCGAAUAUGACGGCUGUUUGCGACCUCUUCAUCCUGCAGAUGGCAAGAACACCACUGACAGCUGAAUGGAUGUAGCGAUCGUGGUGUCAAAAGUAUUGGGUUCAGAUAUACUUGCUGAUCCUCAUAUGAAAAGCAUCGUAAAGCAUGAAAGCCUGAAUCGAUAAGAUGCUUUG